AGGAUGACAAAGGAGUUACCCACUCUCUCAGUCCCAGGCACCACUGUGAAGUUUGCAAAAAGUGUUUGGUGCUGUCUUCUGGAGCCCUACCCUCACCCCAGGUGCUUGUUUCCCUCGUAUGUCUACAACUUCAGCUCCAUUCAAGGAUAAACAUCAAAUUCAAAUAUGUAAAGCGGGCUGCAGGGACAGAGAGGGAGCCACAAGAGGGCGCUGCUCCCUUCAAGAGGUGGUUUGACAUAAAUUCAUCUUCCAUUUUGAGCACAUCUCUCAUUUUACACUUGUGGCAUGAUCUUGCAGGGCAGUUUGUCCUGUUUAACACAGAAGCCAAAGCUUUCUGGAAGAUUCCACCAAAGAAUCAAGAAAAUAGAGGAACAGCCCUCUCAGCUUUGGUGUAUUCCCAAGCAAAACCUGCUGCUGUUUCUCCCCCAGCCAUGCUGCCUGCUUCCUGCUCGGGACUUGUGAUCUUGUUGAUAUUGAGAGGGACCAAUGGAGACUCGGUGACCCAGACAGAAGACCCCAUAACCCUCCCUGAGGGAGCACCUCUGACCCUGAACUGCACCUACCAGAGCAGCUAUUCAGUUUCCCUUUUCUGGUAUGUCCAGUAUCAAAACAAAGAGCCUGAGCUCCUCUUGAAAAGCUCAUCAGAAAACCAGGGGGGGGGGGACAGCAGAGGCUUUCAGGCCAAUCAUGUUAACAGUGACAGCUCCUUCCACCUGCAGAAACCCUCAGUGCAAAUGUCUGACUCAGCCAUGUACUACUGCGCUCUGAGAGACACAGUGAAGGGGACUAUAGGGGCAGCUGAGCACAAACCCAGAGGUGCAGGUGGGUCUGGCUGUGGCAGCCCUGGGAGAGAGCGUUACUUUCUCUCUCCAGUGUCCUGUGCUGGAGGCUUCCUCAAAGUGCUUCCAGCUCUGAUGCCUCAGAGCCAGGGAACCUUGGAAUUCUUGGAUUAG
Messenger RNA from Equus caballus (horse), 953 nucleotides. The record is from RefSeq and is a predicted model, not a curated record. Lineage: Eukaryota; Metazoa; Chordata; Mammalia; Perissodactyla; Equidae.